UAAGGUUUCGUUGGCUAUCACUACUCAAGGCUUGAUUAAUCAUUAAUUGAGUUGGUUCUCCUUUGUUAGUUUUCAACUCCACCAAUCAAGGCUUAUUCUGGUGUUCUUCUUGCUUCUGUGUUUUGUUCUUUCUUAUUGUCAGUUGGAGCACCAAACAUGGAUCAGGACUCUUAUAGAAAUAAGCCACGUUAUAAGAGUCCGGGACUGUUAUAAAAAUUAAGGUGAAGGAUGAUAGUCCUGUGAAACAAACAUCACCUUAAUGUCAUAAUUAGGAUCAGCACAGGAACCAGAGGAUAAGCAUUAGAACCAGAAAGUAGAAAGUAGAAACAGAUAAAGAAAGAGUCUCGGGUCUAGACUAAUAAAAAAAACAACUAUACAAAUGCCAUCGGGAAAAAAAAAACUAUACAAAUAAAAAAAAAGGAAAAAGGACUCUAGCUAGACUUUAUAAAAAUUUAUAUCUUUCAUGUCUCAUGUGAAAAUAGAAUUUCUUGUUAUAAAAAUUAUAAUAUUUUUUACAUUUUUAUUUAUAUAUGUUAUAAAAUAAAUUUAAAAAAUAAAAACCGCCUAGGCCCUUAGGCGCUAGGCUUCGGACCACCGCCCGACUAGCGCCUAGCAUUUUUUAGAACCUUGCUUUUUAUAAGUGUUGUGAGUGCUAAAGCAGUAACAAAGUGUUUGGUAAACUAAAAGUGUUGUGAGUUUGUAGAAUGACCGAUUUGGACAUAAAAGAAUUUUUUGCCUUAAUUGUUUGGUAAUAUAAUGUAGUUCAAGUUUCUUUAAUUCAAAAUGUGGUGCAAUUUUAGGCCUGGGCACAGUCCCAGCUCGGCACCUAAUUUGCAAGGCCCGGGACCGAGUCUGAAUUUUUCGAGUCGGGCUCAAAUUUCGUUUUUAAGUUUCAGGGACCAGAAAGGCCCGAACCGAAAAAAACGGGGCCGGUCCUCGGGUUUUUUUCAGGCCCAAAAGGCUAAAAAAAAAAACAACAGAUCUUGCUCCAAACUUCCAAAGCCACCUAACCACCACCAUUGAGAGAGAGAGAGAGAGAGAUUGAGAUGUUUUGGGGUUGAGUAACAAAGAAAAACUAGAAAGAGAGAGAUUUUGGGUUGAGUAACGACAGAAGAAGAAUUAGGAAUUUCUCUACAAUUGAUCUAAUGGGGAAGGACCAAAGGAGGACUAGGGAGAGAAGGGAAAAGAAAAGAAAAAAGACAAUGGAGGCGUUUGGGGAAAAGAAGAUAAGGAGAAGAAAAAAACAAAAAAGAAAGAAGGGGGGAACUGGGGAGGAACAGAAAGAAAGAAGAAAGAGAAAAAGAGAGAGUCCAGAAAGAGGAGGGGUGGGACCGGGGGAGAAUUAGAGUAGAAGAAUCUCGAGGAGAAGAACGUGGGGAGAGAAGGAGGAAAAGAAAAAGGGGUAGGAACUAGGAAGACUUAUAUUUUAUUAAAAAUAUUUAUUAAUUAAUAGUCGGGCCCAACGGGCUUUAUUAUAUUUCAAAAUAUUGGACCAGAUCCGGAUCGGAUUUGAGCCUGUUCGGACCAGACCGGAGAAUAUUAACAAAUUUUUUUUGCAAACCCGGACCAAAUCGGGCAGUCCGGGCCGGUUUUUCGGGCUUACGGACUUUUUCGCCCACUCCUAUGCAAUUUCAUUAAUCAAGACGGCAGCGGCACCAGCCUCAUUUCAAAAAAAAAAAAAUGCGGUGUGAUUUAAUCUUGGACAGCCGAAUUCUAAUUUAUUAGUUCAUUUUACCUAAUGCAUAGUAAUAAUCAAUUGGAAAUCAAAUUGCAUGCAAACCAUCCAAUGAUCAAUAUUUGUACCAAAAGCAUUGUGAUACAUCAAUUCAUCAAAUAUUGAAUUUAAGGAACAUUAUUAUGGCAUUCAUACAUUUCAAGUUUCCUAGCUAAGUUUUACAUGAUGAAAGAUAAUAUAACUUGCUGCAUUGCUUGGUAUUCCGCUUGAUCUCUGAAUUAAUACCAACUGCAGCAACUCCUAUUGGUAUUCCAGUUCCAAGAACUCCAAUUGAUUUUCCUAACAACACAGAUUUGAACAGCAAAAGGCACAAGCACUACUUUCAUUGCUAGUUCAUGAACAAACCCUGAAACCCAAUUAGCUAAUUACAGAAAAUCAAACUAGCAGCUAGCUCAUGAACAAACCCAAUUGGUCCUGACCCAAAAAACUAGCAGCGAGAUUUUCGAGGACGGCGGAGAGAUAGACCGGAGCGCCGCCGCCGACUAGCUCGCCAUGCGGAGGUUAGAGGGAAGCAUACUCCUAACGACUUGCCGCCAGUUCUGUAAGCUCUCACCGCCCAGUUUGAAUGCAAUUCCAUUUUCUGAUCGAAAUCCCACUCCCCAAAACAACAUUGUGUCAUGGAACAAAAUGAUUGCCGGGUACGUCAGAAAUGGCCAAAUGCGAGUUGCCCACAACCUGUUCGAUGAAAUGCCUGUCAAAGACGAAGUUUCCUGGAACACCAUCUUAUCGGGCCUGCACAACACGGAAGACCCAGAUGGAGUUAAUCGAUGUUUCUUGCAAAUGAGAAGAGAUGGGUUUAGACCAAAUGAGUAUACCAUCUCCAUAGUAUUGAGAGCCUUUUUGGGGACUGUGCUUAAUGUUUUGGUCCCGCAGAUUCAUGCCUUGGCAAUACUCUCGGCGCUCAACUCAACUGUGUUUGUUGGGUCGGCACUUAUGAAAGGGUAUGCAAAUAUAGGGGAUGGAGUAGCUAUGGCUAGAGUAUUCGAUGAGAUUUCGGCCAAGGAUGUGUCAUCUUGGAAUGCAUUGAUUUCGGGUUACAUGGAAUUGGGGUGCAUGCAUGACGCUCAAAGAGUUUUUGAUGGGAUGCCGGAGAGGAAUAUAGUUUCUUGGACUAGUUUAGUAAAUGGGUAUAUCAGAAAUAGGAGGGUUAACAAGGCUCGCUCCGUUUUCAAUAAAAUGAGUGCAAAAAAUGUGGUCUCAUGGACUGUUAUGAUCAGUGGUUAUGUGAAGAAUCAGAAAUUUGUAGAUGCUUUGGAACUUUUCCUCUUGAUGUUGAAGUCAGGGACUCUGCCCAAUCAGUUCACAUUUUCAAGUGUGCUGGAUGCAAGCGCUGGUUGUUCUUCACUUAUCUUCGGUCAGCAAGUACACUCACACAUCUUAAAGUCUGGUAUACCGGAGGAUGUAACCUUGUCAACCUCGCUUGUUGAUAUGUAUGCAAAAUGCGGUGAUAUUGCUGCAGCGUUUUGUAUUUUUGGAUCCAUGCCAAAGAAAAACUUGAUAUCCUGGAAUUCAGUUAUAGGAGGUUAUGCAAGGCAUGGAUUUGCUACAAGAGCAUUGGAGGAAUUUGAGAGAAUGACUAACUGUGGUGUUAGGCCUGAUGCAGUUACAUUCACAAACGCGUUAUCCGCUUGUGCACAUGGUGGGAUGAUUGAAGAAGGAAAAAGCCUCUUUAACACCAUGAAGUCAAAGUUCGGAAUGGAACCACAGGUAGAGCAUUAUGCUUGCAUGGUGGACCUCUAUGGGAAAGCAGGUGAGCUAGAGGAAGCGGAGAAGUUGAUACAUGGGAUGCCAUUUCAGCCGGAUGUUGUUAUUUGGUGUGCGUUACUUGGUGCUUGUGGUUUGCAUUCAAGUUUGGAACUUGGUGAGUUUGCGGCAGAGGAACUUGAUAAACUAGAAAGUGACCAUGCUGCAAUAUAUUCAACGCUUUCAAGGAUUCAUGGGGAAAGAGGAGUUUGGAAUAGUGUGCUCGAGUUAAGGAAGACAAUGAAAGAGAAAGGCGUUCAAAAGCAGAAUGCAGGUAGCUGGGUUGAGUCUGCACGAGUAAUUAGAUAAACCACUAGUAUCUUCCUCGUUGCUGAUCUUAAUCUACUCCAAACCAACUGGCUACAGUACUCAAAAAAACGCAUGCCUGCUUCCAACACAGACUCACUCGUCUAGAUGAGCAAAUUUAUUUGUUUGUAAGUGGCUAUCUCCACCUGGGGAGCAGCCAAAGGAGUCACAAUUGGAGUCAAAAUCUCCCGAGUCAGGUCCCAACACCGUACUCUUAUUGGUCUCCCAAUGGAGAGACUCUUCGGGUCCAAUCUCAGGUUCUGGUUAAUCAACAG
Messenger RNA from Rosa rugosa (rugosa rose), 4059 nucleotides. Its product is annotated as pentatricopeptide repeat-containing protein At4g16835, mitochondrial-like. Gene Ontology annotation, molecular function: protein binding; RNA binding. Bases 2228 to 3787 code for a protein of 519 amino acids. The transcript has a single exon. Gene Ontology annotation, biological process: RNA modification. The record is from RefSeq and is a predicted model, not a curated record. NCBI's taxonomy places the organism in Eukaryota, Viridiplantae, Streptophyta, Magnoliopsida, Rosales, Rosaceae.